Molecule: messenger RNA, 1470 nt
Organism: Salpingoeca rosetta
Lineage: Eukaryota; Choanoflagellata; Craspedida; Salpingoecidae
Exons: 9
Coding region: 166-1416 (416 amino acids)
Source: RefSeq, a predicted model, not a curated record
GUGUCUCUCUGCAACACCACAAAGUGCAUACGACAGUUUUGCUGGCGGUUGCUGCUUCGUUCGUGUGUUUUUGUGUGUGUUGUGUGUUGUCUUGAACCCACCACCACACCAACCCUUCUUGCUUCUUGCUUGUCUCGUCUUCUCGCAUCGCAUCAGCUCUCAUCCAUGAGUGAAGGGGGUGGAAGCGCACGCCGAGUGCGCGAGGGCGUAUCUCGCUCGUACGCAACUGAAAACAAGGCACUGGACGCCCUCGGCGAAGAGGCGGAAGCACGGGCGAGGGAGAGGCGACGAAAGCGCGAGGAAGCGCGCGCCUUGCGACUCCAGCAGAAACUCAACGAGGCAGCACAGGAGCAACGCAGCAAAGAGGACUCAGAGUACAGGAAGGCUUUGGAGGACGCCAAGCAGAAGGCGAAGCAGCGCAGGGAAAAGUCCCAGCGUGAACAGCAGCGCUCGUCAGAGAAGAGUGUCACCGAGACGCUGGAGGAAGUGGAUGAUCUCUGCAAGACCGUGUUGGGUGGUCCAGAUCGCGACAACGAAAGCGUUUUGGCCCUGCACGAGCGCGUACGGCUGCUUGCGUCGCAUCUGCGCGACACGCUGCUGCACGUGAACAGAUUACAGAACCACAAGAUCACGGUGCAGUACGACCGGGAGAAGCUGCGCGACAGAAUCAACGACCUGGAGGAAGACCUUGCAGAGGCGCGCGUCAGCAUUCGCCAGCACAAGGACGCUGCCACGGCUGAGCGGGCGGCGACGUCGCGGCAGGCAACACGGAUUGCAGAGCUGAAGAGCGAGUUGGAGGAGGCCAUAAGCAACAACAUCAAGCAGGGCAAGCAAGAACACAGUGCACCUGAAGAUGGUGGUGGGUCAAGAAGGGGCAGUGCAACGCUGAGUGAUGGCGACAACAACGACGGUGUUGAUGGCGACAAAUUGCCUGCAAGCAACGGACCUUCGUCACACGACGCAGCGCACGCAGAGGAGACAGCGCGCCUUGAAGGCGUGAUUGCGGAGUUGCGAGACGAGGUGCAGACGCUGCAAGACGAGAACGAGGAGCUGAAGAAGGCGCUUGAGGGCGAACGCCAGCGUCGGUCAUCCGCAGACAAUGCGACGGAGGGCGAGGGCGACCUCGACUCGUCCCUGGACCUGACGACAACGGAUCCCGCCGCCGCCGCCAACCGCAUCCGCCACCUGGAGCGCCAGAACAAGCGCCUCAAGGCCGAGCUGAAGGAGCUGGAGUCUAUGGAGGAGGACCAGCGGAGCGAGAACAAGAAGUUAAAACGCCAGAUGCGCAAUUUGGAGGCCGACAAGGAGUCCUUGGAGGAGCUUAUCAAGGCAAAGGACGAGCAACUGAAGAAACUCAGGGAUCGUCGUCGUCAACACUUGGGGGCGCUUGCAACCGCAAGCAUUGAUGAGGUCUAAACGUCUUGUUCCGGACAGGUUGAUGUGUGUGUGUGUGUGUGUGUGUAUGUCGUG